Messenger RNA from Leptonychotes weddellii (Weddell seal), 2174 nucleotides. The record is from RefSeq and is a predicted model, not a curated record. NCBI's taxonomy places the organism in Eukaryota, Metazoa, Chordata, Mammalia, Carnivora, Phocidae.
GACCAGUAGGCGGCUGAGGGGGUAGCGGGUGGUAGGGCCCGCUGGGGAUCGGGCGGAGAGGCGGCCUCCAGGCGGAGGGGGCACGGAGAGGCCGACCCGGGCGUGUGGAACGCGUUGGGCCGCGCUGAGCGAAGUGGCCGUGUGUGCGGAGUGGAGCGGGCCGGUGGUUGGCUUUAAUAGAAUUAAGGCGUUGACAGAUCCAGGCUUGCGAGCUCGGGAGCUGCGGGAGCCAAAGGAGUGCCGGGUCCUUAGUACCUGUCCCAAAGGUCAUCUAUUAGGCUAGACCCCAAACGGAGACUCUUGACACCCCUCUGGAGCUGAUCCAGACCCCGCUGCCGACCUGGGGGUGGCAGGGGCGAGACAGAGCAUGGGACAGGCAACCAAACUGAGCCGUCCACGCCCCACCACGGUCCAGAAAUGUGGUCCUCAGCCUCUUUUCCUCUUCUGUGAGAUGGGGAUGAUUUGGAAGGUCGGUUUCACAAUGCAGUAGGGAGGAGGAGUGAAGAAAGCAUUAGAUCCCCAAAGUUCCUGACUCUGGGAAUCUUGUGGCUAGCUGUGAGGAUUCUGCGGGUGGAUGGAUAGCCUUUGGCUGCAAAUAAUAGACACACACAGGGAACUCAUGUCAACUACUAGGUGACUCUUCUGGGAAUACAAUGUUAAGAUGUCCCACAAGAUUUGAGGAGUCUCCCGAGGGCCUAUCUUGUCCUCGUAGUUCUCUCUGGAUGCUCAUUCCUUUCCUAGUAAGCGUUUUUCUGCUUACUUCGCUCCUGGUGGAGGGGGCAGUGAGGCUUCUGCCAUACAUCAGCUCUCAUUAGCCUUGCUUGGGUCAAGGGUUUGCCCCUGCUCCGUCAGCCAUGGCCAAGGAGGUCAUUCAGAUUCUGGGAGAUAAGUUUCCAUGCACUUUGGUGGCACAGAAAAUUGACCUGCCGGAGUACCAGGGAGAGCCUGAUGAGAUUUCCAUACAGAAGUGUCGGGAGGCAGCUCGCCAGGUACGGGGGCCUGUACUGGUGGAGGACACCUGUCUGUGCUUCAACGCCCUCGGGGGCCUCCCUGGCCCCUACAUAAAGUGGUUUCUGGACAAGUUAAAGCCUGAAGGUCUCUACCAGCUCCUGGCUGGGUUCGAGGACAAGUCUGCCUACGCGCUCUGCACGUUCGCACUCAGCACCGGGGACCCCAGCGAGCCAGUGCGCCUGUUCAGGGGCCGGACCUUGAGUUUGGCAACUUCAGACCCCUCGUCUAGGUGGAAUCCUGCACACGGUGUUUGUCUUUUGGUGGCCGGCUUAUUUCUUGGCAUAAUGUCCUCCCAGGAUCAUUUGUGUGAUAGCGUACACAGAAUUGUGUGGGCCAGAUCGUGGCGCCCCGAGGCUGCCGAGACUUUGGCUGGGAUCCCUGCUUUCAGCCUGAUGGAUAUGAGCAGACUUGAUUUCAACGUACAUGGCCACUCGUGGCUAGCGGCCACGUACUGGACAGCACAGGCCGGCGGCACCCAGGCGGACUGUGGUCCUCACCUCACUGGAGGCCUGACACGGAGGAGGGGCCACCGGCCGGCUGUCCCGCACCACCCCCGCAGUACACAAGAGGAGACUGUCGUGUUACUCGUCAGGUCCCACUGCUUCCUGUCAGCAGAUGACAAAGCUGAUCAAACAUGCAGCUCGUCCCCCUGUCUCUGGCUUCCCGUAACGACUUUUGGACACAAUUGGGUAUGCAGAGAUGCCCAAGGCGGAGAAGAACACCAUUUCCCAUCGCUUCCGGGCCUUGCUUGAGCUGCAGAAGUACUUCGGCGGCCUCGCUCCCCCGGUAGUUGGUGAUUGCCCCGGCCGGGGAGCUGGGGAAGGCUAGCCUGCCACCUCCGCCAUCAGACGGGCAGCCCUCCAAGUACUGCCGUAUGGAUCACCGCUUCCUGGGGCGGGGGGGUUGAGACAGCCUCACCAGCCCUGGAGGAGCAGCUGGCUCAGCUGGGAGAAACUUGGGGCCCUCAGGGAUUCAGUGGGCCCUCCUACAGCCUCCUGGCCUGGGAUCCUGAAAGGACCUGGGAUGUGAAGCUGGCCGCAGCAGGCCCGAGGGUUCGGGAAGAACCCCACAAAUCGCCCUCUACGUUUUUAAAGUGGUAGAAAUAAAAAUACUGGAAGGCACUUUCCUCCAGAAUAAACUGGAUAUAUCAGCUUUGAAACCUG